This is a messenger RNA of Oppia nitens, 980 nucleotides long. Its product is annotated as globin-like. Gene Ontology annotation, biological process: oxygen transport. The transcript is spliced from 3 exons. The record is from RefSeq and is a predicted model, not a curated record. Gene Ontology annotation, molecular function: heme binding; oxygen binding. Bases 251 to 742 code for a protein of 163 amino acids. Gene Ontology annotation, cellular component: extracellular region; hemoglobin complex. NCBI's taxonomy places the organism in Eukaryota, Metazoa, Arthropoda, Arachnida, Sarcoptiformes, Oppiidae.
AAUAUAACCUUCGGUUAAAAGUUUGAAAAUGUUUGAACACAAGUGAGACAUCAACUGAUUGCUAGUUUAGUGAUAAGUUAAUUGCAAAACACAGUCUUUUUCUCCCAUAUUAAACAUUACUCUGAUAUGAGUUUAACACUAAUUGAAUUCAACACAUCUAUUAUAGACAACGUUUGACAUACAAUUAGUCUAAUUGUCUUUGAAACUGAUAUAGCUUUGAGAUAAAUAACAAUAAAAACAAUCAGUGAAAAUGUCUGAAGAGAAAGAUAAUGCGGGUUUGACUACAACUGAGAAAAAUAUUAUUAGAAAUACGUGGGAAUUGGUUAAGAAAGAUGUGGCGGGAAAUGGAUACGACCUCUUCAUUAGAUUUUUUGACGAAAACCCAACAUAUCAGCAGUUAUUUAAAUCAUUCAAAAAUGUGCCCAAAAGUGAGUUGAGGGGUAAUAAGCGUGUGUUGGCUCACGCGACCAAUGUUUUAUAUGCCAUCUCUAUGCUCGUCGACAAUAUCGAUGACACAGAAGUAUUGGUUGAAAUGCUGAAGAAGUUGGCCACAAACCAUCAAAUGCGUCACAUUUCGUAUAACAUGUUUGAAAAUCUCAAGAUUACAUUAGUAGGACUUCUUAAAGACAAAUUGGGUUCAACUCUCAUGAAUGACGAAGCAAUCAAUGCUUGGGAUAAGACUUAUAAUGUCAUCCUCUCUGUUGUCAAACCAGUCUUAGAAAAUGUGACCGAAAAUGAAUGAGUUAUAAACUAUACAAUAAUUGACAACAAAUAUAUUUAUACAGUUGUCGUACGGCUUAUAAUUUGAUGUCAUUUAUUAUAAACACUCAAUUUUAAUAUAUAUUUGUUAUUAAUUUUAGUUGCUUUUACUAAUCAAUUAUAAUACAAUUAAUCUCAUGGCUUAAAAGAUUUGGAAAAAUAUUGUCUUUAAAUAUUUGUCUCACAUUUUAUAUCUAACUUAUAUAAUGAUUAUUAAAUGU